AAGCGUUUGACAGGUGUCACGGCCACCGACUGAUUUUUGUUGACCAGUUUUGGAAAAUUUCUGAUUAAAUUAUGAACAGCAUCAAGAUUUUCAAGAACUUAGCAUUCAGUAAUCAGUUGCGGUCUUUCUCAAGAUGCACAAUAUUACGUCAAGAAGUCGUCCAGGCAGCGUCCCCGAUAUCUAUACCAGUACCAGAGGGAGUUGAUAAGCCCGUUUCCCCAAAAAUCGAGAAGUUAGUUGCUGAAAUCACAACCCUUAACCUGCUUGAAGUAUCAGAACUAAGUCAGGUCUUGAAGAAGAGAUUGAACUUGCCCGAUGCCCCUGUUAUGCCUGUUGGUGGAUUCGCCAUGGCCGCCGCGCCUGCACAAGAGGAAGAAGAAGCCGCUCCCAAAACAGUCAAAACUAGUUUCACAGUCAAAAUGACAAAGUUCGAUGACAAACAAAAAGUAGCACUGAUCAAAGAAGUAAAGAACCUCCUGGAAGGCUUCAACCUUGUCCAAGCAAAGAAGUUUGUGGAAAGUGUACCAACAGUUGUUAAGGCAGACAUUUCCAAAGAUGAGGCAGAAAAACUGAAAGAAGCUUUAUCUAAAGUUGGAGCUAUUAUUGAAAUUGAAUAAUUUAAGCAUUUUUAUUAGUAAUAU
Molecule: messenger RNA, 641 nt
Organism: Ostrinia furnacalis (Asian corn borer)
Lineage: Eukaryota; Metazoa; Arthropoda; Insecta; Lepidoptera; Crambidae
Gene: mRpL12
Product: mitochondrial ribosomal protein L12
Exons: 3
Coding region: 72-617 (181 amino acids)
Biological process (GO): translation
Cellular component (GO): mitochondrial large ribosomal subunit; ribosome
Molecular function (GO): mRNA binding; structural constituent of ribosome
Source: RefSeq, a predicted model, not a curated record